This is a messenger RNA of Zingiber officinale, 2448 nucleotides long. RefSeq lists its product as uncharacterized. The transcript is spliced from 7 exons. The record is from RefSeq and is a predicted model, not a curated record. Lineage: Eukaryota; Viridiplantae; Streptophyta; Magnoliopsida; Zingiberales; Zingiberaceae. The coding region runs from base 1445 to 2254 and encodes 269 amino acids.
AAGAAAGCGGAGGUGGGGGUUGGGGAACAGGUUCGUGAGUGGUGGACUCUUGUGAGGAAGGACAGCCAAGUGUUGCGAGGGCUCUGACCUCGCUGCACCGGGAAUCAAUCAAUCAAUGCGCUCACCACCAUCUCUUUACACUCGGCGUCCACUGCCUCUUCCCUUCCCGGCUUCCGUCAAUGGCCGGAGGAGAGAGAAGAUCAAUUAACAGACUUAAAAAAAAGCAAUAAACCAACUCGUCGCGUGGUUACUGGGCUGCUACAGCUGAUUUCUAUGGGCUUGUGUCCGCCUUUCUGUAAGGUUUCAGCCAAUGUGAAGGUGAACCUUCGAGUACAAAAUCCACUUGAAAGGAACUAAAGAUUUACAUGCUAAAGAUCAUGAAAGAAGUGCUAAUGUGGGAUGGUAAAGGGCUUCUGUUUCUGUUAAUUUAUGCACAUGGAAAGUUCAUGUUUGUCUUACUAAUUCAAGGAAGCAACCUGAAGGUGAUUCUUAGAUGUUCUUCACAGUUCUUGGUUCGCCAGUGAAAUUAUUCAUGUGGAAGAAGCCUAUAAAAUUGCAACGCUAAUUUCCAGCCACAAGUCAUAUAUCAUGGAAGGUGCCAACCAUUGUUAUACUGAAACAACAGGGAGGGCUGCAUCUGUUCAGGUAUUAAAUUGGAUCCUAGAGAAGAAAGUUCCUCUUGAUUGUCGACUUCCACCAAGAGUUCAACAUUUACACCUUUAUCUUAUCAAGUUCAUAUAGUAUCAAUUAUAUUACUGCAAUCACCUUCUGAGUGUUCGAUAAGAGUGUGACAAGUGCUACUGACCUUAUGUGGAUUCUUCUACUAGUUAUAUCUUUUAACAUGCUCGAAGUACUUCCUUUGAUUACAGGGCAGGAUACCACUAGAUGUCCCUUGGAUCUAUUAUCUUAUUAUUAGCAUUAUGAUUUCAUCUAAUUAUAUUAGUUAGAACUCUCGAUUUUACAAACCUUUUAGUGCAUCUGUUGGCUUGCAGGAACCUUUUUAGCUUGUACUCCUUUAAAUUCGCUGCCUCCAUGAAGAAAAACAUUAACCUUUUCAAGUAGGCGUAAGUUCUUUUAUGGCACACACCUACAAGCAUUGUGUAUACUAUAAUUGUUCUUGAAAAGUUGUUUAUUAUUAUGUGCAUUCCGACUCUUUGAGUUGCGUGCGUGAUUACGAAAUAAGUUUGUGUUCCCGCGAACUGUUUUGUUCCGAUCCGAUAAAUUCUGAAGGGCAAAAUGGACUUUUUGAAGCCGAUGGCUUGUGGACAAAGACCUCUUUACUUUUCUUAUUAUUAUUUUUUGAAUUAUGAUUAUCUAAUGCAACUUGGAAACGAAACGGCUGGCGGAUAGUGGAAGGCAAGACGGACACUCGAUCGAAGAUUCGAAGGCCCGUAGCGAGUCUCCGAGUUCCGAGCCAAGGCAAUCAAUCCUCCUUGCUCCAGUCAUGGCCAUGGCAGCGUCCUCCUUCUUCGUCUUUCCCCUCGAUGCGCGCCGGAACAAGCUUCUUUCCUUCCGAAUCCCUAGCCUCACAAGGACUGCCACGAACUACAACAAGCAGCAGCCGAUGGGAAGGAGGCGGCCGCCGCCGAUCUCCGCCUCCUCCUCCUCCUCGUUCCGCAAUGGAACCCCACCGGAGACGGACUGCCCCGUUCCGUUCGAUCAGCUGCCGGUGAACGAGUACCAGGCCCUCUCCACAUCCUUCCCCUUCUCCUGGGCCGCCGCCGAUCUCCGCCUCUACUCCUCCCGCCUCGCCGUCACCGGAGGCCUAUUCGCUCUCCUCGUCGGCCUACCCGUCUCCGCCUUCGGUACCCGCAGCCUGUCCGAUCCUCGAUGCGCCCUCGGGGCCGCCUCAGCUGGGCUUCUCGCCGUCACGCUCGCCGUCCUCCGGAUGUACCUCGGAUGGGCGUACGUUGGUAACCGCUUGCUCAGCGCAACCGUCGAGUAUGAGGAGACAGGAUGGUACGAUGGGCAGAUAUGGGUGAAGACGCCUGAAGUUCUAGCUCGCGAUCGUCUUCUGGGUUCAUUUUCUGUGAAACCUGUAUUAAGCAGAGUCAAGCUUACUUUGGUUGGUCUGGCAGUCUCUUUAUUUGUGUGCGCCCUGAUUUUUGUUAACCUCGAGUACCACCCAGCGUCUGCACCUGGAGAUUCUGGGGGACAAGCACGGGCUAUACCUGGGGCAUACAAUGAUGAAUCAGCGAGGUCAUUUGAACCAGAUGCAUUCUGUGGUGAAUCUGAUUUGUCACAGACCUUAUGAACCAUUGAGAAGUAAAAGGAAAAAAAUGCACUGACUAAAUUGACCACGCAUGGGCAUAUUCAUUUAUGUACAUAAGAGCAAGGAAAAAAUUUCCAUCCCUUAUGUCUUUUAUCAAUGUUUCUAUGUUUUAUAAAAGUGUACAGUGUGUAAAGAUAUUGAUAGUUAUACAAAUUCAGGUGAUACCUUAUUAAUUA